Molecule: messenger RNA, 1049 nt
Organism: Ochotona curzoniae (black-lipped pika)
Lineage: Eukaryota; Metazoa; Chordata; Mammalia; Lagomorpha; Ochotonidae
Gene: DNAJC30
Product: DnaJ heat shock protein family (Hsp40) member C30
Exons: 1
Coding region: 1-687 (228 amino acids)
Source: RefSeq, a predicted model, not a curated record
AUGGCAGCCGCGUGCGGCGCCGGGUGGCCGCGGCGGGUCCUGUGGAGGUUGUGGAGGAUCCGGGUCUGUCCUCCAAGUCAGGUGUCCGGCGUGGGGGGCCUGCGAGCCAGGUCCUGUUCCCACAGCGACGGCCCAUACUCGAGGACGGAGCUUUAUGAGCUGCUCGGCGUGCCCUCCACAGCCACGCAGGCGCAGAUCAAGGCGGCAUACUACCGGCAGAGCUUUCUCUACCAUCCGGACCGCAACUCGGGGAGCCCCGAGGCUGCUGAACGCUUCACACGCAUCUCCCAGGCCUACCUCGUGCUGGGCAGUGCCACGCUCCGUCGUAAAUAUGACCGCGGGCUGCUCAGCGACCAGGACCUGCGCGGCCCCGGGGUCCGACCCUCUAAGACGCACGCCGCCGACCCCAGCCCGCCCCGGCCCUCGCCGUCCGCCGCACGGGCCCCCCACGAAAGUCGGGGAGCCCCCGGCGGCGCCCACCGUACCAUGUUCAACUUCGACGCCUUCUACCAGGCUCACUACGGUGAGCAGCUGGAGCGGGAACGGCGCCUGAGGGCCCGGCGGGAGGCCUUGCGCAAACAGCAGGAGGACCGGGCCACCAAGGGCUUCAAAUGGGACGAGGUCCGGGACACCACUUUCAUCUUCCUCUUCCUCUUCGCCUUCAUCGCUGUCGGCUUUCGGAUGUGAUCGGAGAGGAAAGGCGGGAAGAGUGGACCCCAGCUCUGUCAGUGCCAGGACAACAGCGCCCUUUGACCUUUGUAGUCUACCUCUACUGGGAUCCCCAGAACUGAACUCCCCCACCUGCCCAGCUACAUCCCUCCCCGAGGGUCCAGCAGAGGGACUUUUGUGUGCCCAAGUGAAGUAUUGGUCCCGGUGCCUUGAGCAGCACUAGUAGCACUUUCUGUAUCAAUGUCUGGAAUAUUUGCUCUCUUGUCUUUAUUGUAAGCCCCUCUGUGUGAGGGGAUGUGGGGGACAGGGGCUCUCUGUACCCUUAAAACGUGCAAUAUUGCCCCCGUAUUGGCUGCCAAAAGAGACAUGCUGGGAUUCUA